Messenger RNA from Artibeus jamaicensis (Jamaican fruit-eating bat), 1083 nucleotides. RefSeq names its product interferon-induced transmembrane protein 3-like. Bases 104 to 547 code for a protein of 147 amino acids. Gene Ontology annotation, cellular component: plasma membrane. Gene Ontology annotation, biological process: type I interferon-mediated signaling pathway; response to type II interferon; host-mediated suppression of symbiont invasion. The record is from RefSeq and is a predicted model, not a curated record. NCBI's taxonomy places the organism in Eukaryota, Metazoa, Chordata, Mammalia, Chiroptera, Phyllostomidae. The transcript has 2 exons.
AGGAAAAGGAAACUUUGGGGAAACCGAAAGUAGCAAGGAGGGGAAGCACCCACUGAGCCCACGUCGUCCCUGGGUCCUGAGGAAGCCUCUCUGUUUAGGGACCAUGAGCCGCAAUUCCCAGCGCUUCUUCACCGGCCCCCAAACCGGAGUCCCCCCAUCCUACGAGAUGCUCAAGGAGGAGCACGAGGUGGCCGUGCUGGGGGCUCCCCAGGUCUCAGCACCCGUAACAACCACCGUGGUCAACAUCCAGCCCGAGACCGCCGUGCCCGACCACAUCGUCUGGUCCCUGUUCAACACGCUCUUCUUCAACGUCUGCUGCCUGGGCUUCGUGGCGUUCGCCUACUCUGUGAAGUCUAGGGACCGGAAGAUGGUGGGUGACGUGAUUGGGGCCCAGAGCUACGCGUCCACCGCCAAGUGCCUGAACAUCUCCGCCCUGCUCCUGGGCCUCCUUGGGACCAUAGGGUCCAUUGUUCUUCUGGUGCUGGUGGUGUUGCCGACAGUCAGCUAUGCAAUAACACAGGCCACGCAGAACCACGAAGGCUACUAGUGUCUGCCUGCCGCUGCUGAACCGCGUCCUCCCAGCCACUGGCCUUGGGCCUCCUUGUCAUGUUUACUGGCAUCAUCUCUGCUGUCACCAUGUCCAUCGUUUUGGUAGGGGGCUUUAAGAAUUGGGAAAUUUUAGUUUAAGGUAAAAAGAUAGGAGUCUAGUGAGUCAUGCGCAUGUUCAAGCUUUUGUUUCAGACCCUACAGAUAGAUAAGGCUCCAGGGAAAACAGCCGACCCCCGAGGGCCCUGCUAAAGACCACCGCCUGGGGAGAAGUGCAGGCAUCCUGGCCUUUGUGUUCUGGGGCGAGACAGACCACCACCCGCCCCUGAGGACAGCGGACCUCCCUGGACUGAGCUCCUGGACUGAACGUUGCAGUUCCUUUUACCUAAGCCUUAAAUUUUAAAACCCCUCACCACACCUUGUUUAUUCCCUGCUGUAAAAACCUUGGCCUAGAAAGAAAAGACAAGAUGAUCUGUUAGGGUGUGAACAUCUUCUCAGAUUGCCGACCAUCGGAAUAAAGGGCCCAUGAAGAGUCAA